CGCGGCCAUGAGCGGGAGCGGGGCCGCGCUGCGCGGGCACGACGCGGAGCUGCGGGAGGCGCUGUCGGAGCUCCGCGGCCGGCGGGAGGAGCUGAGCGGGCGGAUCCGGGAGGAGGAGGCGGAGCGGCGGCGGCUGCAGCGCCGGCUCCGGGCGCUGAGCGAGCGCCUGGCCAGCACCGACGAGAGCCUGGCACGGCACCUGGCAGCCCGGGGCGAGCUCGACAGGACCAUCGCCGAGACCGAGGCGGCCUACGGAAAGAUACUGGAGAGGUCUCAGCCAUUGCUGGAUGUCCUGAAGGGAGAAGCUGGGAAUGCUGGUAAAGCCACUGAGCCACAGAGCGCUUCAAAAGGGAAAGAGAAACAAGCACAUGGACCAAAGGAUUCCUGAACACCUUGUUCUUCAACCUGGAGAGUCCUGUUGGUCCAGGGCAGCUGCUGUUCUGAUGCAGGGAGGCCACAUUUCAUAAAAGUCUUUGUUUUGCAGUA
Colius striatus (speckled mousebird) is the source of this 486-nucleotide messenger RNA. Its product is annotated as microtubule nucleation factor SSNA1-like. Gene Ontology annotation, cellular component: ciliary basal body; centrosome. The transcript is spliced from 3 exons. The record is from RefSeq and is a predicted model, not a curated record. Lineage: Eukaryota; Metazoa; Chordata; Aves; Coliiformes; Coliidae. The coding region runs from base 8 to 388 and encodes 126 amino acids.